Mercurialis annua (annual mercury) is the source of this 1309-nucleotide messenger RNA. RefSeq lists its product as uncharacterized. The record is from RefSeq and is a predicted model, not a curated record. The coding region runs from base 102 to 803 and encodes 233 amino acids. The transcript has 4 exons. NCBI's taxonomy places the organism in Eukaryota, Viridiplantae, Streptophyta, Magnoliopsida, Malpighiales, Euphorbiaceae.
CUCCUCUCUUCUCAUUUCAUUUUCGCAAAAUAGAUUUUCCACUCCUCCGCCGCCGUUCUCUUCUCUGCGCCGUCGAAAGAUUUACAGCUUCAAAUCAUACAAUGGUUAUGAAUGCUGCCGGUCCAGAAUCCCUGAGCAUAGAAUCCCCUGAUCGCUGGGCGUCAGAUAACGCAAAGCAGAUAUUAGAAAAUGCUCGUGCUAAUCGACUGAACGAGCCAUCCGGACCCGGCAUAGGCCCCGUGACCCACACCGAAGGUUCGAGGUCGGCGAUACAGCUUGCAGAAGUUUUGGCUACGGAGUUUGGUCAUGAACCUACUCAUAUUGAGAUGAAUGUUCGAACAAAUACGAAACCGGGUGAUAGGACAACAUUUAUUGACCAGAGAACAAAAGAUGUAGAUGAUCGUGAUAAUGAACGGCUUGUUGCGGCAUCUCAAUUGGUUGAAGAAAUUGCAGAAACUCCACACGUUGACAAGGCGCAAAUAUUUCUAGGUGAUGUUGAUGGGAUCAAGAAGCGGAAGAUGUACGGCCUCGGAUCUUGUGCAUCGUCCUCUAUCGGCAAUUUGCCGCAGUCCAGUACACCCAGCCAACAACGAGAUGGCUAUAGAUCGCUAGCAGAGUUGCGCGAGGAAAUCCGUAAUGAGUUACGCGAGGAGAUCCGUGAUGAGGUGCGCAAGGAGUUCACUAAUGAGUUGCGCGAUAAGUUGCUUUAUGAGUUGCGCACUGAUAUGCGCAUUAAGAUGGAUAUCCAGAUAAAGGAGACGCUGGAGCAGGUCUACGCUGAUCGUAGACCGUCUCAAUCCUGAUGACACUGUUAGAUUCCAUCUUAAAACCAAUUGGUAUCAAGUGGAGGUGCCCAACUAAUAUUUAAACACAUGUCCAUUCACACACACAACCAAUGUGGGAUUUCCCACUUCAACACUCCCCCUCACGCGUAGCGUGUCCGGACUGAGUAACCAAUCCCCCCUCAAGUGCAACUCACGUGGGCCGGGCCAAAUUCAAAUUGUGUGAAUGGACAAGGCUCUGAUACCAUGUUAGAUUCCAUCUUAAAACCAAUUGGUAUCAAGUGGAGGUGCCCAACUAAUAUUUAAACACAUGUCCAUUCACACACACAACCAAUGUGGGAUUUCCCACUUCAACAGACACUACUGAUCUAUAGGUUAAUUUCUGUAAACAUAUAUUAUGUUUUGGAUAAACGUAUUUUGCAUGUAUGGGUUUUAUUAGUAUUGAUGUUUUCAGAUUUUAUUAUUAUGGAUAAAAACGUAUGUUUAUAUUAUUAUUAUCAGGUUUAUAUAUGCAAAUUUUAAAUAUU